AUGCUAGUUUCUGAUGUACCAUGUAGUUUUCUAAAAGAACUUGUUGAAGAAUAUCCUAAGGAUAUAAAGUCUUACGAAGAGUGGUUUUCAUUCCUCAAUAGAAUGGAAGUAAGAGUUAGGUCAGUGAGUUCGGAAAAACCGGUAGUCACUCUUUUGAGAAUAUAUGAGUGUGCCCUGAAUUGUUUAGAUGCGGAUUGGACGAACCGAAUUUACGUCAUAAUUUUCUACCGAAGAGCCGUGCUAGCGUCACAUGAGUAA
This is a messenger RNA of Heterobilharzia americana, 258 nucleotides long. The record is from the annotation of a GenBank genome assembly. Lineage: Eukaryota; Metazoa; Platyhelminthes; Trematoda; Strigeidida; Schistosomatidae.